Messenger RNA from Lathyrus oleraceus (garden pea), 837 nucleotides. RefSeq lists its product as uncharacterized. The transcript has 2 exons. The record is from RefSeq and is a predicted model, not a curated record. Bases 1 to 837 code for a protein of 278 amino acids. NCBI's taxonomy places the organism in Eukaryota, Viridiplantae, Streptophyta, Magnoliopsida, Fabales, Fabaceae.
AUGGAAAAUGUUGAAAAAUGGAAAUAUGUUUAUCAAAUAAGGUUAUCAUUAGAAAGGGAAUUGGGGAAGGAUGUAUUUGAAUGUAAAAAGGUGCUGAGUCUAAUUCAAGAAGCUGGUCUGAUGAAAAUUGUAACAGGUUAUGGGAAGUGCUAUGUGAUGCUGAUCAAAGAAUUUAUUAUGAACAUCUCCAAAGAGUGUGACAACAAAAGGAGCAAGGAAUUUAGAAAAGCGUAUGUUAGAGUUAGAUGUGUGGAUUUUUCUCCUGAAAUAGUCAACAGAAUUGGAGCUGCUAAUUGGGUUCCUACCAAUCACACCUCCAAUAUAGCUACUGGGCUAGGUAAGUUCAUCUACAUUGUUGGGACCAAGUCAAAUUUUGAUUUUGCGGCUUAUGUUUUUUAUCAGACUAUGAAACAUGUUGCAUCUUAUCCUGUUAAAUUGCCAAUAGCUUUUCCCUAUUUGAUUUGUGGAGUUAUCCUGAGUCAACACCCUAGCAUAUUGAUCAAUUUUGACAGUACUUGCAAAAUGGACCCUUCUCUCUCAUUGCAUUAUAGACUGUUCACUAGGAAACAUGUCCCAGACAUUGUCAUGACAUCUGGACAUACUUCUUCAAGGUCCACUGACAGAACAAUCAUUCUUACUGAGCUGGAAGACACCUGUAAGACUUUGGAUGAGAAUAUAAAGAAUUAUACUGAAAGUAAAUGCAAACUUGAAAUGUUAAUUAAGGCUCUUUCUGAAGAGGAAGGUGGUGAGAAAGCUGAUAGAACUGAUGAUGAAAAGGAUAAUAAAGACAGAACUACUACUAGUGAUGAGGAAGAGACUAACAGUGAUGAAGAUUAA